Messenger RNA from Dicentrarchus labrax (European seabass), 3828 nucleotides. It is a transcript of the gene fev, whose product is annotated as FEV transcription factor, ETS family member. Gene Ontology annotation, molecular function: DNA-binding transcription factor activity, RNA polymerase II-specific; sequence-specific DNA binding. Lineage: Eukaryota; Metazoa; Chordata; Actinopteri; Moronidae. Bases 2670 to 3332 code for a protein of 220 amino acids. Gene Ontology annotation, cellular component: nucleus. The record is from RefSeq and is a predicted model, not a curated record. Gene Ontology annotation, biological process: regulation of transcription by RNA polymerase II; cell differentiation. The transcript is spliced from 4 exons.
GGGAGUGACACUUUGGUAGUCUAGUAAGUUGCACACUCUGGUACUUUGGCCACACAAUUCAGAGCAGAGCAGUCCUUCUUGCCUCAUGCUAAUCACUUACCAGAGUACUGACCAGAGGCCACGUACUUAUCUACCACUGCAUCAGUGGAUACAGUCUAGCUUUCGAGGCUUGUUUUAAGUUGCCUGCGACUUUUACUUGGACACAGGCAGCUAAAGCAAGUCUGGGACGCCACAGACACACCAACAAGUCCAGGCCUGAGCAAGCGCUGCCAUGAGAAGAAUGGAAAAUCCAGCUUUUACUCUGGGAGGAGGGGACAUGGGGAAUAUACAAUUUGUUAAUGAAUUCUGCAAGAUUUUGUCCUCAUUGUGCCAGAGGAUAAACUUUGAAUUAUAUGUUACGGGUACAUUUUGUAAACUAAUAGGAUAAUCAGAGGCCUAGUCUGAUGCAAUCUGUUUUUACAAAGCCUGUGUGAACAGGGUGGGACUCGUAUGUGCAGACGCGCAUGCUAUAACUAAGUAGUUGAAUAAACAAAAUAACUUUUACUUAUUUUACUUAUUUACCUAUUGCAUUUUUGUGUGUUUGCAUUGUGCAUGUCUCUGAGCUCAGUCAGGUGACACGUUAUGGAGCAAACACUAAAAUAGAUGAUGAUUAGCGAGCUGUUUAUUUUCAGGACAGUCAACACAGAGGACCAAAUAUGCAUAUAAGUAUGAAUUAAAUGGUAAAGUGAAGAUUUUCUGUUGGGUAUAUGUGUAAUAAAAUGUAAUUUCAAGGUAUUCACAUUUCAGGUUUAAAUGUAUAUAUUUGCUAUUCGUGAGGUAAAAUUUGUGUUUUUUUUUUUUUUUUUUUGGAUUGAUUUUCUUAAGCUUUCUUGAAUGAUGAUGCCUAGAUAAACCUUUUCAAAAUCUCCACCUUUUCCAAGGGGGAAGCUCUGAGGAUCCAUGAAAUCUGACAGAACUGAAAGUGAAUUGUCUUUAACUGAUUCCUGCAGCUGCAUUGAUUAGCUACUUUAUGUCACAUACAUUGCAUUUUGACAAGAAAAACAAGAUGCCAAACCACUUGGCAGAGACGUACAUCUGUCAAUGGCAGAACAUAUUCUCAUGUUUUUAGAAUUAUUAAUGGCCUUUGCCUUGAUUAGAUCAAUUUCAGUGGAGAUGUAGACAAGAAAAUAUGCUUUGAGGAAGACACACAGGGGCGGAUCCAAAUAAAUAUUCAUAGGGUAGUGAGAUAGUGGCAUGGAGGCAUAAAGGGGUGGAAGAAAUAUAUGCGAUGUAAUCCCAUAUAUCAAUAUUUGUUUGGAUUUUUCUUAUUUCAAAACUUCAGACAUCUCUUUUUUUUUUUUUUUAAUUAAGCCACAAUCACUUAGUCUAAAAUGUGGCCAAAACAGACCAUUAAAUUAUAUAUGUUAAUUUAUUAACACAAUAUUUGUAAUCUAAGUGUGUUAAAAUUUGAUCCUUUAGAUCCGCCCCUGAAGACACACAAUACAUCAAACCAGGGAUGUUGCAGUAAUACAUCUUAAAACUCUUAUCCUUCUGGACAACACCUCCUUUUAGGUAUUAAUGAACAAACCAUUAUCAUACCAGGGUUCGGACACACUCAUAAAUGACACAGAUUUAUUGUUCUAAGUUUAUAUUUGUUGCUUUUUAAAUGCUCCAGAGUGCUUCGAAGCAGAAAAACAGAUUUCAGAUUGAUCCUGGAUUCAUUAUAUUGACUACAAUUAGAAAUUGUGUGUUGAUGCCACAUGUGAUUCAUGUCAAUUUAUGAAAAAUGGCAUUUAAUCACAGUGUUGUGUUGUGUUGUAUCACCAGCCCAUGGUAUGCCUGUAAUGACAACUAAAUUAAAUGCUGAGUGGAAUUGUUCUGUCUAUCUUCUGGAGAUCUGAAUGAACAAAAUUGAUGGACAUCUGGUAUCCAUCACCCUUAUUUUAAAAUAAUAAUGUGAUAAUUAUAAAGGGUGUCUAGACUCUACUAACAGAAAGUGGUCAACCUGUUUACAGUCCAAACCAGAACAGGGCAGGGCAAUAAAGUCCUCUAAAUCUCCCCACUGCCUCUAACAAGAAUUAGAAAAAUAUGAGUGGACAUGAUAACGUCAGUGAGCGUCAGAAGCCAUGGUUUUAAAGUUACAACCUCAUUACCCUCAGAUUGAGGCUAUAUAACCUUAAACCCACAAACAGAAGGUUAGGGGGGGGAUGAGAUGUUCUUGUUUUCUCGUGCGCACUGAAGCGUGUUUUUCAAGGUAAAUAUUCUUUUCCCAACAUGAAAUAGGUCUUUGUUGUUUGCCAAGAGGUAAAGAGGCGGAAAAGUGAGGAGGAUCUGAACUGGUUUCCAUGUCAAACACUUCAAUUCACCAUAGAAACUCAGAUCUUAACGCGGAAACUUUAUUAAACUGUGAUGGUGGAUUGAUAAGGGCCGAAUUUCUAUCGGCCUCUUUUUAUUGUGGGCACCAGGCGGACUGACAGAGGUAAAUUGCUCUUUUAAUUAAAGCAAUGCACCAGGGGAAAUUGCUGUCUGAAUAUUGUCUCAGAGAUGGGGGCCAGUGACAGUUGCCUGGAAACUUCAAUCUGUCCACCCGCAUUUAUUCCAGAUCACAGUUAUGAGAUAAAGUUUAAUAAAAAUCUUUUCCUCCGCCACCAACGAAAUGAAAUCCAACCCUUUCUGAACAACUGAACACAAUGAGACAGGACUGCGGAGGAAACCUCAUGUUCAACAUGUAUCUCUCAGAUCCAACAGAAAAUCUGUUGAAAGAAGGCAAAGGAGCAACCUGGGGUCCAAUAAACACAGGAGUACAAAAAGGCAGUGGGCAGAUUCAGCUGUGGCAGUUCCUGCUGGAGCUCCUCUCUGACAGCACCAACAUGUCGUGCAUCGCCUGGGAGGGCACCAACGGCGAGUUCAAGCUCAUCGACCCGGACGAGGUGGCUCGGCGCUGGGGGGAGCGCAAAAGCAAACCCAACAUGAACUAUGAUAAACUGAGCCGGGCGCUGCGCUACUAUUACGACAAAAACAUCAUGACCAAAGUCCACGGCAAGCGGUAUGCCUACAAGUUUGAUUUCCACGGCUUGGCUCAGGUGUGCCAGCCGUCCACCACGGAGCAGGCCAUCUACAAAUUUCAGGGUAACUUCUCACCGAUUCCCUUCUCCGGGAUUUCCAAACUGAACCUCGUGGCUCCCGGUGUGGGCCCGUCGGGUUUCUCCUACUGGCCCGGUUCCCCUCCGGCGGCUCUGUAUCACAGCCACAACCUCCAGCCUCCAGGGCCCUUUGGCACCGUGUCUCCAUCCCACAUCAGCUGUGUCAACAACAUCAACAGCCUGAGUAACAUCAAUAGCCAUUACAACUGACUCUUAAUGCAUCUUUUAGACAAACUGGAAACAUAUAAGAUACCGCAGGAAACGCAGCAACGAACCACGAGAGAUUAAGAGCACUGAAAGAGCGGUUUUUGUAACUUGUAGGUGAAAAUACUGGCCUAAUUUGGUAAAAAAAAAAAAGAUGUUUUUAGACAUACGAUUGUUUCAACAGCAUAGGCUAUAUUUAAAAGUAUGUAGUUGUGUAGAUGCUGCUGAGACGACGUUUGUAUGUAAGCAAGACGUCUAAAAAUGUGUACCUAAACAAACCAAAAGUAAUUUAGCCCCCGUUAACCCUUAAACCAAGACAUCUUUUCACAAGCAAAUGUUUAAAUCAAAGAGCCGCCUAUCAAGUUACGCACUAUGGGUUGGACUUUUACGCGCGGUAUUUGAAUGAUAAUAUUAGUUAGUUAUUCUAACCCAUAAUGACCCAAAAUAUGAAAUUUCCUCAUUUCAGCCAUAAUCUGUGAAAUUAAAUCGGAAAUCAUCAAAA